AUGGCAGUACAUUGUGGUGGCAAAAAACAAAAAGUCUCACAUAUUAAUUCAAAUUCAAACAGUAAUCAUCAACAACAGAAUAAACUUUUUUCAAAUGGUAUCGAUUCAAACUCAACUUCAACAUCUUCAUUAUCUUCAAAUACCCAAAAUUUUCAUUCCCGUUCGUCUCAACAACAAAAACAUAACAAUUCAAUAAAUCAUUUGAAUACUAAUCAUAGUACAUCUCAUUCAAAUCAUCAUCAUCAUCGACAACGAUCACAAUCACAAUUUAAUCAUCAUUCAAAUCACAUACCCUCGUCAAUAACAACAACUACUGCCACAGUGUCUAUAAUGCCACACGAUCUAUCACGAAAUCCAGCCAAUAGUGCAUCUUCAUCCGCAUUAUCAUACACAUUUUCAAAUCCACAAGCAACAAAUUCUAAUAAUAGUAAUCAUCAUUAUCAUCAUAAAAUGAAAAAUCGACAUUCGACUAAUCACGAUGUUGACGGUAUGGAUGAAGAUGAAAUCGAUGAUGAUGAAAUGGAAGAUGGUCACGAUAGUACAUCUUCAUCAAAAUUAAAUAAUCAUAACGUCUCAAAACGUGUUGCAACAACGAAGUCUUCUUCAUCUUCAACGAAUCAAACUCAGCAACAACAACAACAAGCGAGUAUUAUUCAUGCUGAUAUGAUUUAUUAUUGUUUUGAUAUAUUAGGAAAUUAUUUAUUUAAAAAGGAUUUUUUAUUUUCAUCGUUACCAUCCUCCUCAUCUUCGUCAUCAUCAUCCAAGAGUGGUAGUAAUACAUCAACCACAAUUAGUUUUAAUAUUCCACACGAUGUUCAUUAUCCAUUAUUUGUUACAUGGCUUAUUGGUCCAGAAAAAAAAUUACGUGGAUGUAUCGGUACAUUUACACCAAUGAAUUUGUUACAAGGUUUGAAAGAAUAUGCUCUAACAUCAGCUACAAAUGAUAGUCGAUUUAAUCCCAUAACACGAGAUGAAUAUGGUCAAUUACAUUGUGCUGUCAGUAUAUUGACAAAUUUUGAGGUCGCUUAUGAUUAUCUAGACUGGGAAAUUGGUAAACAUGGUAUACGCAUUGAAUUUUUAAAUGAACGUGGUUCGAAACGUAGUGCCACCUAUUUACCUGAAGUAGCUCAUGAACAAGGAUGGAAUCAUAUUCAAACAUUAGAUUCAUUAUUACGUAAAGGUGGUUAUAAAGCAACAAUAACAAAUGAUUUACGAAAAUCUGUUCAGGUUACACGUUAUAGAAGUGAAAAAUUAACAUUACAUUAUAAUGAUUAUGUUCAAAAUCGACAAACUCUAAUUGAAACAACGACAACAACUGUAACAACAACAAUUGAAAGACGAACAACAUCAUUAUUAGGGAAUUAUACAACAAGACAACAACAAUUCUAG
Messenger RNA from Didymodactylos carnosus, 1389 nucleotides. The record is from the annotation of a GenBank genome assembly. NCBI's taxonomy places the organism in Eukaryota, Metazoa, Rotifera, Eurotatoria, Philodinida, Philodinidae.